Oncorhynchus keta (chum salmon) is the source of this 2936-nucleotide messenger RNA. Its product is annotated as tumor necrosis factor receptor superfamily member 11B-like. The record is from RefSeq and is a predicted model, not a curated record. Lineage: Eukaryota; Metazoa; Chordata; Actinopteri; Salmoniformes; Salmonidae. Gene Ontology annotation, molecular function: protein binding. The transcript is spliced from 4 exons. The coding region runs from base 129 to 1031 and encodes 300 amino acids.
AAAAUCAACCGCAGUGACGCCCACGCUCAAUGCGCUUGAAGGCGCGCGCUUAAAUAGCCGGACUCGUUUCUGGACCAAAGAAAGAAAGCAUCCUUUUGAAUCCAAGGAGAACUGCAUUAGCCUACACAAUGAUGCUCCUUUUUACGGUAAUUCUAGUCAGUGUUGAUGCCAGUAUGGCACUUCACGCUCAAACUUUCAAAAAAGAUGAUCCGUACUCCGGUCGUUCGUUAGUGUGUGAUCGCUGUCCACCUGGAACGUACCUCCGUGCGCCCUGCAGUGCCACCCGAAAGAGCGACUGUGCGAAAUGUCCCAAAGGGGCAUACACCGAAUUCUGGAACCACAUCUCCAUGUGCCUGCGCUGCAGCAUGUGCGCUGAGAACCAAGUCGUCAAGCAGGAGUGUUCUCCAUCCAACAACUGCAAGUGCGAGUGCAAGGAGGGUUACUACUUCAACAAGAGAUACGAAGCAUGCAUCAAACAUAAAGAAUGCCCCCCUGGGUAUGGAGUGAAUGCUACAGGUACACCCCAACAAGAUACAGAAUGUGUGCAGUGUCAACCCAGAUUCUACUCUAACGUUUCCUCGGCAAAAGCAAUCUGUGUUGCCCACUCAAACUGCGAAGCUGGUGGACUGCGCGUGGUGCUGAAGGGCAGGGGCUGGCACGAUACACUGUGUGCAUCAUGUGAGGACCUCAAAACUCGUGAUGGAGCUGAAUAUCUACAGGAAAUCCUUCCUGCGUUCUUCAUUCAACUUCACCAGAAGAUGGGCAUUCAGAGAAUACGUCGGUUAGCGAUGAGGCUGCCGCAAGAGGGAGGCAAGAAACCGCUCCGAGGAACAGUCAUGAAACUUUCUAGGAGGGGUCUUAACGACUUUAUGAAAAGUUGGGACCAAGGUGCAGGGAAAGACCAAGUUAGGAAACUUCCGGAGAUGUUGAGGAAGACAGGGGCCCGCAAUGCAGCAGACAAACUAGAGCUUAAACUGAAAUAUAUAGACCAACAAUUCAAACUCUGUGAAGGGUUAGUUGAAGUAGCCUAAAAUGGGUUAAAGUAGCCUCUCAUCCCCAUCUUCUUAAUAACAUAUCUUGACAGCAAAAAGUAAUUCAGUUCAACAGUUGUCCAUUUUAGGUUCAUAUAGGGUACGUGGGCUAUGCAGUCUAGCCCAGGGUUCCCCAAUAUGUGGCCGUGAUUUUAUUUGGCCUCCCAAGUCUUCUGAGCAAAAAAAGUAAUAAAUAAAAGUAAAAAUAUUUGAAAAAUUAUGAUAAUUAUCAUAAAUCUAUAUAUGUACACUACCGUUCAAAAAAGUUUGGGUUCACUUAGAAAUGUCCUUGUUUUGGAAAGAAAAGCACAUUUUUCGUCCAUUAAAAUAACAUAAAAUUGAUCAGAAAUACAGUGUAGACAUUAUUAAUGACUAUUGUAACUGGAAACGGCAGAUUUUUUUAUUGAAUAUAUACAUAGGCGUACAGAGGCCCAUUAUCAGCAACCAUCACUGCUGUGUUCCAAUGGCAUGUUGUGUUAGUUAAUCCAAGUUUAAUUUUAAAAGGCUAAUUGAGCAUUAGAAAAUUUCAAAAGGGUUAUGUUAGCACAACUGAAAACGGUUGUUCUGAUUAAAUAAGUAAUAAAACUGGCCUUCUUUAGAGUAGUUGAGUUUCUGGAGCAUCAACAUUUGUGAGUUUGAUUACAGGCUCAAAAUGGCCAGAAACAAAUAACUUUCUUCAGAAACUCAUCAGUCUAUUCUUGUUCUGAGAAAUUAAGGCUAUUCCAUGUGAGAAAUUGCCAUGAAACCUAAGAUCUUGUGCAAUGCUGUGUACUACUCCCUUCACAGAACAGCGCAAACUGGCCCUAACCAGAAUAGAAAGAGGAGUGGGAGGCCCCGGUCUGAGCAAGAGGACAAGUACAUUAGCGUGUCUAGUUUGAGAAACAGACGCCUCACAGAUCCUCAACUGGCAGCUUCAUAAAAUAGUACCCGCAAAACACCAGUCUCAACGUCAACAGUGAAGAGAAGACUCUGGGAUGCUGGCCUUCUAGGCAGAGUUGCAAAGAAAAAGCCAUAUCUCAGACUGGCCAAUAAAAAGAAAAUAUUAAGUUGGGCAAAAGAACAUAGACACUGGACAGAGGAAUUCUGCCUAGAAGGCCAGCAUCCCAGAGUCGCCUCUUCACUCUUCCCAGAAGAGUGGAGACUGUCAUAGCAGCAAAAGGGGGACCAACUCCAUAUUAAUGCCCAUGAUUUUGGAAUUAGAUGUUCAACAAGCAGGUGUCGACAUACACUACAUGACCAAAAGUAUGUUCCCAAGUAUUCAUAUGCAUAAAUAGAGGCCUGUGAGAUCAUAUCCCAAUGUAAUCAAGGUUUGAAAGUAUUCUGUUUUUGUCAAAUACUAUAUCUGUUUGGGAUUCUUGUGGUCAAUUUGCAGUUUACAAAUGAUUUCUAACAUUCCUUACCCCAGCAUACUGGGGACUAUCCGGCAGAUUAACAAACAAAAAAAGGAGCACUCUGUUUCUGCGUAAAUCUGAUAGAUUUAUUGAUGGAAAAAAACAGCCAUUUCGUUUAAACUGGGCUGAAGCGCAUUUGGGUAUACCUUUAUUUCAUUAUUUAUAUCUAACUGGGGACUCCUGAUCUAGACCUAUUGUUCAUUGAUUGUUUUACUUAAAAGUAGAAUGUUUCUACUGACCUCUGUGGCAGCCAAUGGUUAGACAUUCAAACACACACAUGGCGUUAUGCACACGUUUGGUGCAUGUUUUGUGAUUUUGUGGCAUUUUCAGAAAGAUUUAAAAAAGGCACACUUUAUAGAUAUAGAAAUUCAAUUGUUCCAGAAUAAAAAUGUGUAUUUAACUUCUAAUAUAUGGAUUGUUACAUAAUAUUUAAAUGAAAUAUACUACAUUCUAAUAGUAUAGCAUGAAGUCCUGAAAUGCUUUUUGCAAUAAAGGUUAUUCUUGCUUAAACGUC